This is a messenger RNA of Puccinia triticina, 768 nucleotides long. RefSeq lists its product as uncharacterized. The transcript has 5 exons. NCBI's taxonomy places the organism in Eukaryota, Fungi, Basidiomycota, Pucciniomycetes, Pucciniales, Pucciniaceae. Bases 1 to 768 code for a protein of 255 amino acids. The record is from RefSeq and is a predicted model, not a curated record.
AUGAGACGUGACCUGCACUCUAUAGCAGGUGCCAAAACGCAGAUCAAAGGGAGGUUGUCAGGCCUGGAGAAGGCUGAUGACAGAAACAAAGCCACACUUUCUCAGGUAAACUCUGCCAUAGAAUCGCUCAGACAAGAUAACGAGAUCAUUUCCCGGAGCCAAAAUACUAACCAGCCAAUGGAUUUAGAUGCAAUUGUCGUUGGGGUUCACCAAGCAGAGAGCAAUAACAUGAUCAAACACAUGAAAAAGAUAUGUGCCGAAUACCUGGAGAUUGAAAAGGAAAAAAUCAGUGCCAACUUUGAAAAAGUUAGUAACAAGAUAUCAGUUAUGGCAACGGCGGGCCAAAGAAACGAUAUCAACCUCUCUGAGACAAAUUCUAGCAUUGCCUCUCUCCUCAAUGAAGUCAAAACCCUACAAAACCAACAAGCCAACCUGGAAGACAGUCUGACCGCCUUUCGAGAUGAGCUUGCCAAGAAGUCCGAGUAUCCAGAGCUCCAGGCGGUGACUCAUGACAUGGUCUACAUGAAAAACAAAGUUGUUGAGCUUUCAAAAUCAUUUCUAGGAAAGGAAAAUACUUGCCUAGCUUCAACUUGCCCUACCCAUUCCCUCCAAAACCAUCCCAACUCAUUGGCAGAAGCAAAAUCUAAAGCCUCCGACCAAUUUUCACUCAAUCAAUUUGAUUCUAUUGAGUUUGAUCGAUUGGAUUCAAUUGAUGUUGAUCAACCCAGCUCAUUUGGCCUCCAACCUGAAAGAACUGAACACAGCUGA